Daphnia carinata is the source of this 3094-nucleotide messenger RNA. RefSeq lists its product as uncharacterized. Bases 36 to 2987 code for a protein of 983 amino acids. The record is from RefSeq and is a predicted model, not a curated record. The transcript is spliced from 7 exons. NCBI's taxonomy places the organism in Eukaryota, Metazoa, Arthropoda, Branchiopoda, Diplostraca, Daphniidae. Gene Ontology annotation, cellular component: nucleus.
UAGCCAGGGGGAAAAAAUUGAAAAAACUGUAAAAGAUGGCGACGCGCGAGUCAAGCGUCGUUUCAGACCGGGAAUUAGAAACAGUGUCAAAAUUGGAUUUCACGGGAUUUGAAAGUGAAAAUUCACCUGUUAACAAUGAAAUUAAUGGUGCGGACGUGAAAUUAAGUGAAUUCAUUCGUAACUUACCUGGUUUACCGUCAAACAAUCCAUUGUUAAACACAAGCACCAAUGAUGUUGUUUCGUGUGAUGCCGCCUCCGGGCCUCUUGAGGAUAGCAGUGAACUAAGUUGUGCUGUGAAAACCGAAAACUGUGACAACUCAACGACUAAAGAAGAAUUUACGACAACAUUGCCUCCUGAACAUCCGAUUACAUCAAAAUCAGAGAGGUCAAAAGAGAGUAAUAGAGACAGACAUUCAUCAAGACACAAAUCCAGUCGAGAUUGCAGGAAAUGCAAUGAAAGAAGAAAAACAAAACGGUGCAAUGUGGGUGUUCAGUGCAGGAUAGACAGACACUUAUCAAAAACCAUCACCCUACAAUCAUGGAUUCCCAAAUCUAUAUACUCCUCCAGUUCUGUACCACAUUGGGAGCACCACAAAUAUGCAUCAUUAAUUAAACUUGAGACCUAUCCAAAUGGGAAUGCCAGUGUUCUCCACAUGAGUCAAGAUGAAAUAGAUCAUCUAAAUUUAAAUGAACGAGAACUGAAAGAACUGGCCCAUGAAUUUUUGAAGCUGUCAUUCAGUGAAGAUGAAAAUGGUUUUGCCCACUAUGUGAUGUCCAUAGUGCAUAAUGCAGCCAGCUACAUGCCAGAUCUUCUAGAUCAUAUGGCUGAGAAUUACCCUAAUCUUACAGUGAAAAAUGGGGUUCUCGGGCGCAAUUCAGACAUUGAGAGCUCCAACAUGGCACAUUUUAAAGAUCAGGUCUAUAAAACAUACAGCGGUGGCACCUUCCGCCAUGGACCUCUUCACCAGAUUUCGCUUGUUGGUACCGUGACUGAAGAAGUCGGAGGGUAUUUCCCGAAGUUUCUUGAGAUGCUGGAAAAAAAUAUAUUUCUCAAGUUGACGAUGCCCUGGGGAGAAACGAGUGUUGUGAAAAUGGAUAAUCCGUUAGAGUCUAACGACGGGCCUAUUCUCUGGGUGAGACCUGGUGAGCAAAUGCUUCCUACAGCAGAGUUGAACGCAAGCAGAUCUCCAGUCAAGCGAAAACGGACAGGAAUCAAUGAACUCCGGAAUCUCCAGUAUUUACCACGCUCAUUAGAGGCACGUGAGGUACUUUUUGAAGACCGAACUCGCGCACACGCAGAUCACGUAGGUCAUGGUUUAGAUCGCAUGACGACAGCGGCUGUUGGAAUAUUGAAAGCUGUUCGUUGCGGUGAUAAGAGCAAGAUUAAUCGCAUAACCAAAGAUGUUGUUGCCUUCCACGCUGCCGAUUUCAACGAUUUGGUCUCCCAACUUCAACUCGAUUUAUAUGAACCUCCUAUUUCUCAGUGUGUCCAAUGGGUGGAAGAUGCUAAACUCAAUCAACUCCAUCGUGAAGGGAUUCGCUACGCAAAAAUACCCCUUUACGACAACGACAUAUACUUUCUUCCACGAAAUGUUAUUCAUCAGUUCCGAACUAUAUCUGCUGUGACGAGCAUUGCAUGGCACGUCCGUCUUCGGCAAUAUUAUCCAGAAUUAAACAAGAUGUAUAAAAGAAUGGCAGCUGAGGAAGGUGGUGCUACUGCAAUAGACGAAGAUUUGAGACGACAUGGUAUGAAACGCUAUGUCCCUUCAGCUGCCAUGAGCGAGAAUUGUGACACAGAGAAUCACCGGUCAAAAUUGCGAGUUCCAGAAGAAAAAACAACGGAGGAUGAUGAAAGUGAGGAGGAAUCUACACGAACGGAUAAGCUUAAGAGACAAGAGGAAAAAGAAAAAGAUGGCAAAAAAGGAGAACGAAGUAAAGAAGCUAAAAAGGAAGUGGGGAAGUCUGACAGUUAUCUUGAAGACGUAAAAGCUAAGAGUGCCUCACGUGAAGAAAAGUCAGAAAAAUCGCGAUCCUUCGGUGAUCGCGACAAAACGAAGGACGCAGAACAGCAGACGGACUGUAAAAAUAAUAGGGAACAAAGAAAGCCUGAAGAAAAACCAGAAAAAACCAAGAGACCUGAACACCCGAGUAAAGAUUCCAAAAAAACAGAGGAAAGGCUCGAACGAAGUAAAAAAACAGAUGAUGGGGGAAAAGAAUCAAAACAUGGAGACGAAAGAGCCCUGAAAAACGAUCGGUCCGACAAGACGCUAGAAUCUAAAAAAGAUGGGAAGCAAAGAAGUAAAGAACAUGAAAUCAAGUCAAAACACGAGCGACAUAACGAAGAUGCCAAACCGGAAUGUAUCAAAGAGCCGGUCAAAGGUGAAGAAGGCGUUGGAUUAAAAAAAGAAGAGGAGCCUGGUUUGAUCGGUGAAGAAAACCACGAUUUUAAAGAAGUUUCUCCUAAACAUGUAGUUGCUGAAAAACGAAGAAAGAGCCUGGAGGGUGAUUUUAAUAAAGAUCUCGAUGGAAAAAAAGACCACAAGGGGAAAAGAGAAGAAGACAAAUGUGGAAAUCGCCAUAAAGAUAAUCGACGAGAAAAAUGUAAACAUGGUGAGCCAAGAUCUGAUCAACCCCGUCAUCGAAGUGAACAUCAUCGGAGCAGCAACCUUCAAGAUCAUAAGCAUUCUAACAAGCCAUGCAAAGAAGAAAGGCGGAAACGAAAGGCGGAUGAAGAAGAACACCAAAAUGUUAUCGAAAGUAAGAAAAACAAACCUAAUCAUCAAGUAGAAUGUGAAAAGCAUGGAUCCCGCAAUGAAAGUCUGAUUGAAUCAUUAGUCCCUGCAUCGGAUUCAAAACACUACUGCGUCCCGAAAGUAUGGCCGAAGCUUGCGGUUGCGAAAAAAGACCUUUUUUCUUCUGGAGACCUCUUAGGUUCCAUAAUGUCUUCUAUGUUACCCGUCACAAAAACGAAGGAAGAGACUGAUUAAUUUAUAAUGCCGUUUAUCUCCCAAAACGUUUUCCUUUUAUUGCUUCUGUUACAGCUUUUAAGGUGUUGGAUCUCAGCGUACCUGACGACACGCCACCUUAUGUUUGA